Molecule: messenger RNA, 1752 nt
Organism: Colletotrichum godetiae
Lineage: Eukaryota; Fungi; Ascomycota; Sordariomycetes; Glomerellales; Glomerellaceae
Product: cytochrome P-450
Exons: 4
Coding region: 79-1617 (512 amino acids)
Molecular function (GO): monooxygenase activity; iron ion binding; heme binding
Source: RefSeq, a predicted model, not a curated record
AAGAGACCAGUGUAUUCACUGUCAGUAAACAUUGGCAAUCAAAAGCAGGCAAGAUCUUUCUUCCAAGAGACAGACUUCAUGCACUUCUUUCUGGGGCUCACUGCGCUCUGCGCAUCCCAUCUUGGGCUAGUGCUACUUCUCGUCAGCUUUUGUUUUUCUGCCUUUGUUGUAUCCCGUACCAUUUACAAUGUUUACUUCCACCCUCUAAGCCGCUAUCCUGGACCUCGACUCUGGGCAGCUUCUCGAUUGCCUUGGAACGUUGUCAACCUACAAGGCAACCUCGCUUGGAAAAUCCGUGAGCUCCACGAAAAGCAUGGACCAGUUGUCAGAAUUGCACCUGAUGAGCUAUCCUACACGACUCCUACGGCCUGGAAGAAGAUCUAUGGUCAAAGAUCACCAGAGUUUACGAAAUGUUUUGACGGACGGGGAAUCGCUGGACCUAGUGUAACUAACCCAGCUGUUCGGAAUGGCGGCAUCGUGACAGCCGACCAGGAACCCCACUCUCGACUUCGAAAGGCAGUCUUGCCGGCCUUCAGCGACCGGGCACUGAGAGAGCAGGAAGACAUCCUUCAGCUUUAUGCCGAGAAAUUGAUGAAACAGCUGCGAUCCUCCAGCGAAACCGGAAUUCCCCAGGACAUGGUCAAAUGGUUUAGUCUUGCUGCCUUUGACAUCAUUAGUGACCUGGCGUUUGGCCAGGCGGCUGGAUGCCUAGACGACGCAUCUCAACCUUGGUUGCAAGUCAUUGGUGAUCGAGCGCAAGGAAUUGUUCGAUAUCAAUUUGCCAUCUAUUAUGGGCUUGAGGCCUGGUUAGAGUGGCUCGCCCCGAAGGCCCAGAAACUGGCACUCAAGAGACACGGAGAGUUGACUGCAGGGAAGGUAAAACGCCGACUCCAAGAAACCGGUAGCAAAAAGGAUUCAAUGAGCUACAUCUUGGAGAACCCGCAAGCCGACCUCAGCAAUGCCGAUUUGGUCAGGAUGGCGUCUGCUUUCAUCGUAGCAGGCAGCGGCACUACGGCUACUGCACUUUCUGGCAUCACCUUUUACUUGUGCAACAACCUGAAGACGUACGUCGCGCUAUCGGAUGAGAUCAGAACUACAUUUCAGACCGAAGAUGAAAUAUCAAUGGCAUCAACAGGGGAGUUGAGAUAUCUCAAGGCAGUCAUCGAAGAAGGGCUGAGGAUCUAUCCCCCAAGCCCGAGUACUCUGCCAAGGUUUGUGCCUGGAGCGGGUGAAGAGAUUGAUGGGAGAUGGGUGCCCGGAGGCACGGCGGUCGGCGUUCAUCAGCUUUCCGCUGGUCACUCAGAGCAAAAUUGGACUGACCCUAGGGAAUUCAUCCCAGAACGUUGGAUAGAAAACAGCAAUGACUUUCCUUUUACCAACGACGAUAAGUCUGCGAGUCAGCCGUUUUCUUAUGGCCCUAGAAACUGUAUAGGGAAGAGCAUGGCCUAUGCAGAAUUACGCAUCAUCUUGGCCAAGUUAGUUUGGAACUUCGAUCUUGAGUUGAUGGACCAGUCAAAGCAAUGGACGUCGAGACAAAGGAUAUACCUCGUCUGGCAGAAGGUGCCUUUACUGAUCCGUUGCAAGGACAGACACAAACAGUCACUGUGCGUAACUUGAAUCAAGAUACAUGUAAAUAGAAGGGCGAAAGGAGCGAAAUGUUUGCCAGUCACUGAUUCGUAUUGUGUGCUGUCAGCGAUUGAUCUAUGAGCAGUCUCAUCCUCGUGAAGAAUUUAAACCACAUCGUCCCACCCC